CCUCAGAUCUGGGAGCCUCCUGGGUCUUUGUCCUCGUAGGUGGGCCAGGCAUCAGGAAGAGGUCACUCCUGGGCUUUAUUCCCAGAAGGCCAGGUUAGAGGUCAGGGUGAGAAGAGCCACAGGACCGAUAAAGCCCGCGCAGGUCACAGUGAAAAGCUCAGGAGACAGUGUGGGCGGGGCCUCUGCUGGCGUGGACACAGCCCCAUCCUUAGCUGGUCGCUGAACUCUGAGAGGAGGGGAGAGCUGCCCUGGAUGGGCAGUGCAUAGGGCGCCCUCGGGCAGCCACCGCCAGGAUGUGGGGAAUGGCCUGGCCGCGUGCACGCACAGAGACUGCUUGAGUCCUGCUCUAUUGUGGGUCCCCUCCAAGACCACUCAGCAAAGGGCAAACAGUGGUGCGGGGAUAGAGUGCAGCCUGGUCGUUGCUGGGUCCUUAGUCCUGUACCCGGGGCAUUGCCAGUAGCAUCCCAGUAAAGCACGUGGGAACACCGGCCGCCUGGUGAACUGAAGGGCCACUUCCACUGUGGAUGUGAGUGGACAGGGACCAGCAAAGGGCCUGGGAGGUGCAGCAGCCUCGAUGCUCUGGCUGACUCAGUGCCUUGUGGAAAGGUCCACUGGUCCCCCAUCCCCUUGGGAGGCCCGGCAUGCACUCUGAGCUGGGUCCUCUGGGGCUGUGUAACCCAAGAGCUGAGCAGCUGUGGCUCCCCUGGGUGACCACAGCCAGGUAGGUGGUACAGGAAGUACAGCAGGAGGAGGCGACCAGUGGCCUCUGCCCAGGUCCCAGGCAGGCAGGCGGUAGCUUCUGGCAUACCAGGGCCAUGGGUGAGAGGGCAGCUCUCCAAAGAUGACUCAGACCCCAUGUGGGCAGUGGCACAGAGGAUGCUGAGGGGUCGGGGCUGUGUUCUGAUGUCGGGUGACCUUAGUCAGGACAGACCCAUGGAGAUCUGGAGUCGGCUGUUUCCACUGUCUCCAGAAGGCGCCCUGUCUCAGGCUGCACAGCAUGAACCCCCAGGGCCACCGCGACCUCCGCUUCUGCCUCUGGCUGUGGCUGGGUGCCAUCUUGGCGCAUGGGCAGGGACAAGGAGGUCGCCUGAGGCUGGCCGUGCUGCCUGAGGACCGGCUGCAGAUGAAGUGGAGAGAAUCGCGGGGGGCCGGCCUCGGCUACCUGGUGCAGGUGAAGCCCAUGGCAGGGGACUCAGAGCAGGAAGUGAUGCUGACCACCAAGACCCCCAAGGCCACCGUUGGGGGCCUGAGCCCCGCCAAGGGCUACACCUUGCAGAUAUUCGAGCUCACUGGCUCCGAGCCCAUCCUGCUAGCACGGCGGGAGUUCGUGAUUGAGGAUCUGAAGAGUAACCCCCUGGGCAGGAGUGGCCAGAGGCCAGCGGGGGCAGCCCCGAAGCCCACCGCCUCCCUCAUGGGGGGCCCAGACCCUGAGCAGACCCCUGAGCCCAGAGCCGCCCUUGUCCCCAGCCACGUGGCGCUCGCUCCUGGCGGAUCAGAGUGGAGUGAGAGGGUGCCCAGCACAGAUCGGGAGCAGCCCAGGGGCUCUGGGGUGCAGGAGCCCACUCAGCAGACCCCAGACCUGACGAGGCAGAGCCGCACUGUGGCCCCCGCUGGAGCGGGAGAGGAGCCAGCUGGCACCCAGUUCCACUGCACACCCCCUGUGCCCACCGACAUGGUCUUCCUUGUGGAUGGGUCCUGGAGCAUCGGCCACAGCCACUUUCAGCUGGUCAAAGACUUCCUGGCCAGCGUCAUCUCACCCUUUGAAAUUGGGCCAGAUCGGGUCCAAGUAGGCCUGACGCAGUACAGCGGAGACCCGCAGACUGAGUGGGACCUGAACUCCUUCCGCACCAGGGAGGAGGUGCUAGCUGCGGUGCGCAGCCUUCGCUACAAGGGAGGAAACACAUUCACAGGCCUGGCCCUGAGCCACGUGCUGGGGCAGAACCUGAAGCCCGCAGCAGGGCUCCGCCCGGAGGCAGCCCACCUGGUGAUCCUGGUGACGGACGGCAAGUCCCAGGACGACGUGCACGCGGUCGCGCGCACCCUCAAGGACCUGGACGUCGAGGUCUUCACUGUGGGUGUGAAGAAUGCUGACGAGGCUGAGCUGAAGCUCCUGGCAUCCCAGCCGCAGGACAUCACCAUCCACAACGUGCUGGACUUCCCCCAGCUGGCCACCCUGUCUGGCCUGCUCAGCCGCCUCAUCUGCCAGAAGGUCCAGGGCCGGAGCCUGAGCAGGCCCCCCGCCACCCCAGCCCCAGCUGCACCAGCCAUGGACGCCCUCCCUGCACCCAGCAGCCUGGUGCUGGGCCAGGUCACCUCCUCCAGCAUCCGCCUGUCCUGGACCCCGGCUCCUCAGCCACCCCUCAAGUACCUCAUUGUGUGGCGGCCUUCCAGGGGUGGUGCCCACCGGGAGGUGGUGGUGGAGGGGCCUGCUGCGUCUGCUGAGCUUCAGAACCUGACCUCCAGCACCGAGUACCUGGUGUCCGUGCUGCCUGUCUAUGAGGGCGGGGUCGGCGAGGGUCUGCGGGGCCUGGUGACCACAGCACCCCUCUCUCCACCUCGGGCGCUGACCCUGGCUGCAGUGACACCCAGGACCCUCCGCCUCACCUGGCAGCCCUCGGCUGGGGCCACCCAGUACCUGGUGCGGUGCUUGCCAGCCUCCCCCAAGGGUGAGGAGGAAGGGAGAGAGGUGCGGGUGGGACGGCCUGAGGUGCUGCUGGACAGCCUGGAGCCGGGCAGGGACUACAAGGUCUCAGUGCAAAGCCUGCGAGGGCCAGAGGCCAGUGAGGUCCGGGGCGUCCAUGCCAGAACCCCCGCCCUGGCUCCCCCAAGACACCUGAGCUUCUUGGACGUGAGCCAUGACUCAGCCCGGGUGACCUGGGAGGGCACCCAGCGGCCCGCACAGUUGAUCAGGGUCAGCUAUGUCUCCAGCGAUGGUGGCCACUCAGGAAAGGUGAGAGCAGGCCUGCCUGGGCCAAGGGGCCCAGGCUCAGUGUCAGACACCCCAGAGGGGCCCAGUGGCCUCUGUGCCCUGGCGUGCCCCUCCUGCCUCUCCUUCAUGCUCCCAAUUCUGUCCCUGUCCAGUGUCUCUGGGCUGGGGGGGACAGGGUCAGCAUCACGCACACGUGAAGGGCGCUGGGUGGUGGGAGCUGGGGUGAGACUGAGGCAAAGGAGCGUAUGCACAGAGAACAGUUGUGGCGAGGCUACGAAGCUUGUGGUGUGGAAGCUGAGCCGGCUGGAGGGCUGGCUGGAGUGCAGGGAAGGACGACGCGUCCCGUGGGCUGUCCUAGGCGCCCAUGGCCAACCCCGUUUCCUCUGUUUUGGGAGCCAUGGGGUCCUGGCUGCAGGUCCUGGGCCUGGGUCUCUCCCUGGCAGGGCCCUGGGGGCCCAAUGCGUCUGCCUGUGCCCCCCUGCCCUGCAGAAGGAGGCCCCCGGGAACGCCACCUCUGCCACCCUGGGCCCAUUGUCCUCCUCCACCACGUACACUGUCCGAGUCACCACCCUCCACCUCGGAGGCGGGUCCUCCACACUGACUGGCCGCGUGACCACCAGGAAAGCACCCAGCCCGAGCCAGCUGUCUGUGACAGAGCUGCCAGGGGAUUCGGUCAGGCUGACGUGGGCAGCUGCAGCCCCAUCCGGCGUGCUUGUCUACCAGAUCAAGUGGACACCGCUGGGAGAGGGGAAGGCCCACGAGAUCUCUGUCCCAGGUACUCUCCGCACAGCUGUCCUGUCCGGCCUGGGGAGGCAUGCUGAGUAUGAGAUCACCAUCCUGGCCUACUACAGGGACGGGGCCCGCAGUGACCCCGUGUCCCUGCACUACACUCCUCCUGCAGUGAGCAGGAGUCCCCCGUCAGGCCUGGCCCUGACCUCAGAGACCCCCAACAGCCUACAAGUCAGCUGGACACCCCCAAGUGGCCAUGUGCUCCACUACCGGCUCACCUAUGCUCCGGCCUCAGGCUCAGGACCUGAGAAAUCGAUCUCCGUGCCAGGCCCCAAGAGUCAUGCCACACUCUCUGAUCUGCUGGCUGCCACCAAGUACAGGGUCCUGGUCUCAGCUUUCUACAGAGCGGGGGAGAGUGAGGCAGUGUCUGCCACAGGCCGAACAGCUGCCUGCCCGGGCCUUCACGGGAACAGCUCCCUUCCAGGGUUUGAUCUGAUGGCGGCCUUCGGCCUGGUGCAGAAGGAAUAUGCCUCCAUUCGUGGCGUGGCCAUGGAGCCCUCAGCUUGGGGUCUGGCCCCAACCUUCACACUCUUCAAGGAUGCUCAGCUGACACGGCGGGCCAGCGACCUCUACCCAGCCGCCCUCCCGCCAGAACACACCAUCGUCUUCCUUCUGCGCCUGCUCCCGGAGACACCCCGAGAGGCCUUCGCGCUGUGGCAGCUGACGGCCGAGGACUUCAAGCCUGUCCUCGGGGUUCUUCUGGACGCCAGCAGGAAAUCACUGACCUACUUCCACCACGACCCCAGGGCCGCCUUGCAGGAGGUCACCUUCGACCUACAAGAGGUGAAGAAGAUUUUCUUCGGGAGCUUCCACAAGGUUCACGUGGCUGUGGGCCGCUCCAAGGUUCGCCUAUAUGUGGACUGCCGCAAGGUGGCCGAGAGGCCCAUGGGGGAGGCCAGCAGCUCACCCAUCUCCGGCUUUGUCACACUGGGGAGGCUGGCCAAGGCCCGGGGCCCCCGGAGCAGCUCGGCUGCCUUCCAGCUCCAGAUGCUGCAGAUCAUGUGCAGUGACACCUGGGCAGACGAGGACAGGUGCUGCGAGCUCCCUGCGUCGAGAGACAAGGAGACGUGCCCUGCCUUCUCUUCUGCCUGUCCCUGCUCCCCUGACACUCCUGGUCCUCCAGGGCCCCAAGGCCCCCCGGGCCUCCCGGGGAGCAACGGUGCCCCAGGACAGCAGGGCCUCCCAGGCCCCAAGGGAGAGCCAGGGCCGCCGGGGCAGACAGGACCUAAGGGCCCUGGAGGACAGCAGGGGUCGCCAGGGACCCAGGGCCGUGCAAUCCAGGGGCCUGUGGGUCCACCAGGAGUCAAAGGAGAGAAGGGAGACCAUGGACUCCCGGGCUUGCAGGGCCACCCUGGCCAGCAAGGUGCUCCUGGGAGAGUUGGCCUCCAGGGACCAAAGGGAAUGAGAGGACUGGAGGGCCCUGCUGGCCUGCCUGGACCCCCUGGCCCCAGGGGGUUCCAGGGCUUGGCGGGAGCCAGGGGCACCAGUGGGGAGCGAGGGCCCCCAGGGGCUGUGGGGCCCACGGGGCUGCCGGGACCCAAAGGGGAGCGAGGAGAGAAGGGUGAGCCUCAGUCCCUCACCACCAUCUUCCAGCUGGUGAGCCAGGCCUGCGAGUCAGCCAUCCAGACACACAUGCUCAAGCUGGACUCCAUCCUCCACGGGAACACCAGGCCCCCAAUGCCCAUCCUCGUGGAGACGGAGCCAGGCAGGCCUGGGUCCCUGGGGACCCCUAGCCGGCAAAUCAAAGCCUCACUUCCUGGAGACCAGGGGCAGAGGCAGCACCAGCCCAAGCACCAAGGCCAACUGGGCAGUCCUGGGCUGCAGGGGAGCCGGGCCCCAGGAUCCCUGGACGUGACAGGACAUCCCCCAUGCUGUCCCAAGUGACCCUGCGCCUCCACCCGCACCUCCCCGGGGUCUGUCUGCACCUGGAAGGCGCGCGUCCUGCAGAAUGGAGAAUGAUGCCCCAGAAGAGCGGCGGUGGGUGGGAAGGGAAUGAGGAGGUGCAGCGCACCCGGAACCUUGUACGCAGCAGCAUGUCCAAGCCAGAUAAACCGCUGGUGG
Molecule: messenger RNA, 5779 nt
Organism: Chinchilla lanigera (long-tailed chinchilla)
Lineage: Eukaryota; Metazoa; Chordata; Mammalia; Rodentia; Chinchillidae
Gene: Col20a1
Product: collagen, type XX, alpha 1
Exons: 37
Coding region: 998-5602 (1534 amino acids)
Molecular function (GO): protein binding
Source: RefSeq, a predicted model, not a curated record